GGGGAGGCAAAGGAUAGCAAGGCUGAUGUCAGCGCAAGUGCGGGUGUUUCGGUUACGGGUUGGAAAAGGGGAGCCGAUCGCUUCCAUUGGCUGCCAGGUCUCAAUUGGGCGGUGUGGUGAGUAUUGAGCGUGAGGCUCUUCUGGUGUUACGAUUCUGGAAUGAAAGGCGUAUUGAGAGGCUUGAUUUCGGGUUUUGGUCUGGGCGGCCAUGAGUUUGAUUCAUCGACAUGUGGAAGCUGUGGGCGUUGGCGUUGUCAAUCAACGUAGGCUACCAAGAUCUCAUGUGCAUGUGCUUGAUGGUGGUGAGAUACGGGUGCCCACUGGCGUUCAUGCGACUCAGGGGAAGAAAGAGGCUGAGGAAGCUGUCAACCUUGGGCUCGGGCUCUGGAUGUGUCAGUGGCUGGCGGGAAUGCGUGAUGUUGGGUUAUCUAUGUGUCUGGGGAUAUCGAGAAUGCAGAAUCAGGACGGGCUUGGAGGGGCCAAUGUUCUGGAUCGUCAGUAUCGAUUGUCUUCUUCAAAGACAUUGGCGGGGUCAGGAACGUGUCGGCCCAGCCCGUCGUCUACCCUCCGAAUCGAGAAGGAGUUUUGAGUCUUCCUGUACCAAUUCGGGUAGUCUAGAUCGUACCUGAGUCUCUUCAAGACAUUUUAAAUUAAAGUUGGC
Molecule: messenger RNA, 661 nt
Organism: Mollisia scopiformis
Lineage: Eukaryota; Fungi; Ascomycota; Leotiomycetes; Helotiales; Mollisiaceae
Exons: 2
Coding region: 228-629 (133 amino acids)
Source: RefSeq, a predicted model, not a curated record